Triplophysa rosa is the source of this 4073-nucleotide messenger RNA. It is a transcript of the gene inab, whose product is annotated as internexin neuronal intermediate filament protein, alpha b. The record is from RefSeq and is a predicted model, not a curated record. Gene Ontology annotation, molecular function: structural constituent of postsynaptic intermediate filament cytoskeleton. NCBI's taxonomy places the organism in Eukaryota, Metazoa, Chordata, Actinopteri, Cypriniformes, Nemacheilidae. Gene Ontology annotation, cellular component: cytoplasm; postsynaptic intermediate filament cytoskeleton; intermediate filament. Gene Ontology annotation, biological process: intermediate filament organization.
CGGACAGUUCCAUCCGUAUAAGCUGCUAUACCGACCUGAGCUGCACAUUAAACGCCUUCCACAAGCAGAACAACUUUAGCUUUGCGCUUUUAACAAUUAAAAACAACCUACCGUUGCACGUAUUUCACGUAUAUCCUUGAAGUCAGUCUGAACAUCUGCGGUAAAGAAGAUUGAAAGCGAGGAGCAGCACGGGUAAAUUAUUGAUUGGGACGGUCCUGCUAUAUAAAGGAGACGCCGCCUGUGUUCAUCUCCUAGUCUUCAAACGCCAAAAUGAAUUACGGAUCCGACAUGUACUCUGCCUCUUCCUACCGGAAGAUUUUCGGGGACUCCACCCGCUACUCUGCCUCUCCAUCCCGACUAAGCAGCUCCCGAAGCGGGUUUAAGUCCCACUCCGUAACUCGCACCAAUGUGCCAAGCUCGUGCAAGCGCUCGAGCCGAUCUACCUUCCCUUCCUCGUCUCGGGAAAGCUUUGAUUUCACCCAAAGUACAGCGAUUAACAAUGAGUUCAAAAUCAUCCGCACGAAUGAGAAGGAGCAGAUGCAAGGGCUCAAUGACCGUUUCGCGAUGUUCAUUGAGAAGGUUCGCAAUCUGGAGCAGCACAACAAAGUGCUGUUAACUGAACUGGUGACCCUGUGCCAGCGCCAGACGGAACCGUCUCGUCUGGCCGAACUGUACCAGCAAGAGAUCCGGGAACUGCGCUCCCAACUCGAGGAACUCAACGCCGAAAAGAACCAGAUGAUGUUCGAACGCGACAACAUUGAAGAUGAUCUCCACAAACUUCAGGAGAAAUUCGAGGAGGAGAUUAGGACGCGCGAGGAGGCUGAGCAAACGCUCAGAGCUUUCAAGAAGGACGUCGACAACGCCACGAUGGUGCGCCUGGACCUCGAGAAAAAGGUUGAGUCACUUUUAGACGAAAUCAACUUCCUGAGGAAGGUGCAUGAAGAAGAGGUGGCUGAGCUCAUCAACAUGAUCCAAUCUAGCCAGGUCUCCAUGGAGAUGGAAGUGGCUAAACAUUUUACCUCCGCGCUAAAGGAGAUUCGCGGCCAGUACGAGGUCGUGGCCACUAAAAACUUGCAAUCUGCCGAAGAGUGGUACAAGUCCAAGUUUGCUGAUCUAAGUGAGCAGGCCAGCAAGAGCAACGAGUUCAUUCGCGCUAGCAGGGAAGAGCUCAACGAGUUCAGAAGGCAGCUGCAGUCCAAGACUAUCGAGAUUGAAAGUCUGAAAGGAACAAAUGAAUCCAUGGAAAGGCAGAUCCGUGAGAUGGAGGAGAUUCAUAAUGCUGAAGUUAUGGGAUACCAGGAUACAAUGGGGCAGUUGGAAAAUGAGCUGAGGUCCAAUAAGAGUGAGAUGGCCCGUCACCUUAGGGAGUAUCAGGACUUGCUGAAUGUCAAGAUGGCACAUGACAUUGAAAUUGCUGCUUACAGGAAACUGUUGGAAGGGGAGGAGACACGUAUUAGCACUGGGAUCACCUACCCCACCCCUUGCCCUGUGUCCAACUACAGCUACCAGUCCUGCAUAUACAGCAGCAGUGUGAGCAGAAAGAAAGAGGUGAAGGAGGACAAUGACAAUCAGCAGAGCAGCAAAUCUGUCAAGGGCUCAUCCCAGUCUGACGACUCCAAGAAGAGUGAGAAGAAUGAUUCUGGAGACAUGAAUCCCACCAGCCAGAAAAACUAAAUGUCUCAUCAUUCCUCUCCAUCUUCUGCAUCCUCCAUUACUCAUUAUCUUUUACCCAGCAAUUUCCCUCCAGAAAGGGGGUCUCACAGAGAAAUCCAGUUUAUCUCAGUCUCAUCUUACUCUUCACUAACGACCAGUCCACAGGGCACAAGUCCCAAGUGUAGCAAACCACUUCACACACCCCUGGUGUCACACUCCAACCCGGUCUGAUGAAUUGCGUAUAAAUAACACGCUGUUGCAUUAUCGUGAAAUACGUACGCCAAAGUUCGAUUUUGCGUGCAUAUGAUACGCCAAUGUUUGCAUGCACCUCGCUGGAGAGCAGCCAUUUUGAAAUGUACAUGAAGAGGAAACACUGAAAUAAAUAAAUAAUACUGUUAGGUUUAGGGUUUGGGUUAGGGGACAGGUUAAUAAGACAAAUUGCCGGUUAAUAUGCACGCGCUCUAAAUUGGCGUAUCAUAUGCACGCAAAAUCAAACUUUGGCGUACGUAUUUCACGAUAAUGCAACGCGCGUGUUAUUUAUAUACAAUUCAUGAGACGGGGCUCCACACUGUGUACUUCCUUAAGUCCAGAUAUUCUUUCUAGAAACAGUUUACUUCACCAAGGCUACACUCAGAUUUCAGUGUUGUGUUGACACUGCACUUUUAACAGGCCUCUCUGCACAUAUAAUGGAUGAAAUGUGUUUGUGGGUUUAAAUGGGCUUUUAUGCAGCAAAAGUUCAGAAUACUCAUCCUGUUAAUUGCAAGUAUUUCAAUCUAGCAAAAAAUACAUGCAGCAACAAUGUUGCUCAUAGUGCAUUUCUGCCGACAGAGAACAUACAAGCUUUAAGGUAACAGUACAGAAUGCUUAACCAAUUAAAGUCCAGUCAACAGGCAAAUUCUUCUCCAAGACUGCCCUUUUAAAUGUCAAGGGUUCAAGCAUUUGAACACUACAUGAGGUGUAUCUACUGUUUGCAUGGUUAUUUUAGCGGGCCAUCAAGCAAUCUUUCAUUUUUAGGAAAUAAGAGCAGACAAUCCACUGCUAUCAUAGCGGUGCAUGUGCCAUCCCUCUUACGUUGACUACAUUAGCUUGAUAACAAAUGGAGUAUCUGAUGAGGAAGUGGGAUGCAGAAGGUAAUGUUAUGUAGAAGCCGUUCACGUGCUGCUUGUGAUAUUCUAAUAAUAGUUCAAUAAUAGCCGAUAUCAUAUAAAUUCAGGGUACAUACAAUACUCUAUCAACACUAAUUGAUUCAUAUUAAUUAAUAGUGAAAUGAUUUUGCUCAUAAUGUAGAAAAGGAAAGAGAAAACAUGAUGAAACGGUGUGUAUGGUAUGAAACGUGUAUUUGUGUUUGGAGAAAAGGGCCGCUUUGAGCAAACCUUAAGCUUUACCUGCUGUCCCUGAGUUUGUCCAAAGCACAGAAUUUGUUGCGUUUGAUAAGAAGAGUUUACAGAGACUUACUUACCACAAUCACCAGAUCUCAUCUACUCUUUGACAGACCUCCACAAACCAUGCGUCAACAAUGAAUCCUUUGUUAACUUUGUAACUUUUAAGAUUAAAUGCUUGUGAAUUUCCAUAUCACCACCUGUCACACUGCCAGGUUUUGAUACCACUUGCCUCUGUAUUUGUACUGGCUUUAUUAAGCCUGACUUGCUGAACUCUCUCUCUGUGAACAGACUAAGCAGAAAGAUAUGGUUUGACAUUAUCGCUGAAAUUAUCUUAAACUUAAGACUUAAGUAUUUCAGAGAGUUUCUUCUCUGUUUGAAUUCCUUUUUCCAAUAACACUGUGAUGUUGGUAUAUGAUAAACCGCAGGACAAUUUUACGCAAAUUUUGAGCCUUGUCUUUGACAAACACUUUUGUAAAAGAAUAGACUGAUUUCACACCGCCGCCAUGUUGAAAUUGAAAGAGAGGCAGCGGUGGGAAGAAAAGUGGAAAGACAGACUGCAAUGAUUUGGACAACCAACCUCGAGUUAUUAAAAGAUUUUUGAUCUUAAAUGUGACAAGAUAAGCAUAGGAUGCAUGUCACACAAGAUGUUUUACUUGACCACUUAAGCCGUACCAUCCUAUAUUAGUGACUGUUUAAACUGCCAUAAAUGGGUUUCAUUCGCACACACAGCCAACCUAACGUUGUUUUUAAAUGCAUACUUUGUUUAUUCAUGUCACAGACACCCAAUGUUAGUCCAAACCAUUGUAAUCUAUCUGUCCUUCCUGUUUUCUUCCCACCUCUGCCUCGAUUUCAACAUGGCAGUGGAGUUGAAUCAGUCUAUAGCAACAUAUACUGUAUGUCAGUUUGAAGCAGAAAAAAAGUGUGUAGGGGCCACUGUGUACUGGAUGACUGAAAACGUUAGGAGCUGAAUGUAGUUGAUGUAGUUUCAAUUGAGCUGUUAUCUACUGCUGUAUGGCACAUGACUUGACAAAUAAAGAC